AUGGAAGACAUCCAGGCGCUCACCAUGGUGGGGGAUCAGGUAUGCCAGCUUCUCAUGCCCUCCCCUGACAAGUACAAAGUGACUGUGCUAAUAGCGGGCAGACCCUGCCAGAUGGAGGUAGAUUCUGGGGCGGGCCAGAUGGCAAUAUUGGCCCAGACAUUCAAGGAAUUGUGUCCGGGGAGGGAAUCCCAGUUGAGCCCAUCCCCUUUCGUAGUCCGGAACUUCCAAAAGAGGGAGGUUGCCAUACUGGGGGUGGAAAAGGUCCAUGACAAAUACGGCCAGUUUUUGGGCAGUCUUCCCCUAAUAGUUGUCGAGGGGGACCUGCGCAGUUUACUGGGGCGGUCCUGGUUCAAGGCCCUAAGAAUCCGGAUAACAGGUAUCCACCAUGCCACUUUCCAGACUAAUUUUCAGAGGGUGUGUGAGGAAUUCCUCACCGUCUUCGACAGCAUCUUGGGAACAUACACCGGAGAACCAGUGACCCUACAACUAGACCCCAAUGUGCAGCCCCUUAGGCUGAAAGCGAGGAGGGUCCCGUUCGCCUUGAAGCCAAAAAUAGAGGCCGAACUAGACGGCCUCACGGCCCAGGGAGUCCUGGAGCCAGUGGACUACGCCACCUGGGAGACCCCCAUCGUAACCCCAAUCAAGCCAAACGGGGAGGUGCGGAUCUGUGCAGACUAUAAAUACACGAUAAACAAGGCACUGCAGGAUAACCCCUACCCAGUGCCGGUGGUGAACCACGUCUUGGCUGCCCUCGCGGGGUCUAAAAUCUUCAGGAAGCUGGAUCUGGCACAGGCCUACCAACAGCUCCCGGUAGACAAUAAGACGGCCGAGGCACAAACGAUUGUGACACACAGGGGGGCCUUCCGGGUGAGGAGACUACAGUUCGGGGUAAGCGUCGCUCUGGGGAUCUUCCAGAGUAUAAUGGACGCUCUCCUUAAAGGGAUCCCCGGAGUUCAGCCAUUCUUUGAUGACGUUUUAGUCGCCGCCCCGGACCCCGAAGAGUUCGGCAACCGCCUACGAGAGGUGCUCCGCUGGUUCCAGGCAGCGGGGCUCAAGGUUAAGAGGGAGAAAUGUUUGCUGGGGGUCCCAUGGGUGGAGUUCCUGGGGUUCGCUGUAGAUGCAGCAGGAAUCCACCCAAUGGAAGAAAAGACCCAAGCCAUUGUGCAAGCCCCGGACCCCACCUGCAAAGCGGAGCUACAAAGCUUCUUGGGGGUGCUGAACUUUUAUCAUUCAUUCCUCCCCCACAAGGCAGCCCUAGACGUCCUGGUGUCCAAUGCGGUGCUCCACCAUUUCAACGAGGGCCUCCCCGUCAUCCUGGCCUGUGAUGCAUCGCCUUAUGGGGUGGGAGCGGUCCUGGGGCACCAACUCCCGGACAGGAGGGAGGUGCCGGUAGUGUACUACUCCCACACACUGACUCUGGCCGAGCGCAAUUACGCGCAGAUAGACAAGGAGGCUCUGGCAAUCGUGGCGGGGGUCCGCAAGUUCCAUGAAUAUCUGUACGGACGGAGGUUCACAAUUGCUACGGACCACAAGCCCCUCCUAGGUCUGUUGGCCCCUGACCGACAAACCCCCCAAAUUCUAUCACAGCGUGUGUUGAGGUGGAACCAAUUCCUCAACUCGUACACUUACGCACUGGUCCACCGAGCCGGCAAAGCUAUGGGUCACGCGGACGCACUCAGCCGGCUGCCACUUACUGAAGUAGGUCCAGACCCCGCCCCCACACACCAGGUAAUGCUAGUGGAGAGCCUCCUGGAGCAGCCCCUCCAUGCAGCGGAGGUCUCCAGGGCCACCCAGAAACACAAGACACUGGCCUGGGUGCUCGACUGGGUGGUGAUGGGUUGGCCAGAAGGGAACAUGGGGGAAGAAUUCAAGCCGUAUAAAACCAGGAGGGAGGAACUAGCAGCCCACAAAGGGUGCCUAUUACGGGGAAGUAGGGUGGCGGUCCCCCCCCCCCCCCGCUGCAAACGUGUUCUGGAAUCCCUACAUGAGACACACCCCGGCAUAGUCCGCAUGAAGGCCUUAGCCAGGAGCUACGUUUGGUGGCCGAGGAUGGAUGGGGAG
Heteronotia binoei (common prickly gecko) is the source of this 2061-nucleotide messenger RNA. RefSeq lists its product as uncharacterized. The record is from RefSeq and is a predicted model, not a curated record. NCBI's taxonomy places the organism in Eukaryota, Metazoa, Chordata, Lepidosauria, Squamata, Gekkonidae.